AUGCCAGCGCCGAUCUUGAACUGUCAGAAAUGCAAGACACCCAUCACCGUCGAUGCAUCACUGCAACAUCUCAAUCCGGCGUCCUUUAAACUUCUCGCUGAUGCGGCUCCAGUGUUGGAGCCGAAACCGCCGGAAGGCGCUCGAUCAGCUGCUGCCAGGGAGAGGGAGCAGCUUUACAAUGAAGUGUCCCAGCAUGCUGGACCGCCGAUUCACAAAAGCAAUGUUGCGGUGCGCAGAACUCCCAGCGGAAGGAUCAAUCCCGACAUGUCAUUCAUUAUGCUAUCUGGAUCUCACAUGGCAGCUCCAGAGAACGCCAAAUCAGUACCACGCAAGAAGAGUGUCUCGAAGAAGGCAGACGCAGGAAACGUGGAUGAAGUUGGACUACUAUCACAGGAAAUGGAGACGACCAUGCGUUUGUUUGAAGUCCUGUCUUCUCGGUCAGACAUAGACCACCCAGUCUGCUCCGAGUGUACAGAACUGCUUUUGGAAAGUCUGCAGAAGCGACAGGGCGAUGUGACUCGCGAGCGAGAUGCAUACGUUGGGUUUCUCAAGAAAGCUCAACAAGAUAUGCCGACAGAGGAGGAAAAACUCAAGACCAAGCGAGACCUGGAUGUCGCUCAGCAGCGAGAAAAGGAGGCUCUACAAGAGCUGGAGGCGUUGGAAGCAGAGAAAGCACGCAUGGAGGCUGAGAUUGCAGCGCUCGAUACCGAGGCGGAAGAUCUUGACGACGAAGAAGAGCAGUUCUGGCGUGAACGCAAUGCUUUCACAGCCGAACUGACGGCUAUUCAAGAAGAACGCGACAGCCUGCAGGCUCAGCUGGCAAAUGACAACAAAGUUCUCGAAGCACUGCAACGCACGAACGUUUACAACGACACAUUCUGCAUCGGCCACGAUGGUACAUUCGGCACUAUCAACGGACUACGACUGGGAAGAACGCCCGAUCAAUCGGUAGAUUGGCCUGAGAUCAACGCCGCCUGGGGUCAGACUCUUCUGCUAUUGACCGUGGUCAUUGAGAAGCUGGGUCUCCGUCUGAAGGGAUACGAGCUCGUUCCUGUUGGAUCUACAUCGAAGGUCGUCAAGGUGGAGUAUUCUCAAGCAGCUUCUACCAACGAUGGCAAGCCGAAGAAAACAAUCUUCGAGUUGUACAGCAGUGGUGACCUGCCCUUGGGACUGAGCUUUCUGCAUCGCAACUUCGACAACGCCAUGGUGGCAUUUCUUGACUGUCUCCGGCAGGUCGGUGAUCAUGUCGAACGAACCACUCCCGGAUCCGGCGCGACUGGGUUGAAAAUGCCUUAUGCGAUCGCGAAAGACAAGAUUGGAGAUGUCAGCAUCAAGCUCGGCAAUUUCGGGCAAGAGGAGCAAUGGACGAAGGCUUGCAAAUACACAUUGACGUGUUGCAAAUUCCUACUGGCGCAUGCAAGUCACAUCACCGACGGGGCUGAUCCAAAGAAUGCUCGAUGA
This is a messenger RNA of Zymoseptoria tritici IPO323, 1461 nucleotides long. Its product is annotated as Beclin-like protein. The coding region runs from base 1 to 1461 and encodes 486 amino acids. The record is from RefSeq and is a predicted model, not a curated record. NCBI's taxonomy places the organism in Eukaryota, Fungi, Ascomycota, Dothideomycetes, Mycosphaerellales, Mycosphaerellaceae. Gene Ontology annotation, biological process: cellular response to nitrogen starvation; late endosome to vacuole transport; autophagosome assembly. Gene Ontology annotation, cellular component: phagophore assembly site; phosphatidylinositol 3-kinase complex, class III, type II; phosphatidylinositol 3-kinase complex, class III, type I. The transcript has a single exon.